UCUCGUUUGUCAUUUCCAGACUCGAGAUUUCGAGGUGAAGGCGAAUGGACUCUUUCACCAUGGCGCAACCGCCCCAGUCGCCAGGCCGACUAACCACGCCUCUCAAUCCCAUGGCAGCGCCCUUCCACCCCGCAGCCCCCGCAGCCCCCGCAGCUCCCGAAUUCCAACCGCCUAGAAGUAUCGAGGACGCUCUAGUAGAGACGGGUCCUAUCGGAGAAUCACCAUUUCGACAAUCCGAGACUAUGCGCCCUACCUUCCCAGGUAUUCCAGCUCUCCAGCCGUUCCGCCUAGAGGACCUUCUCCCCGCUCCAGAGCCCGCUUCGCAGUCAUGGCCGGAGGGUCUAGAAGCACGCUCGAGGACCGCGAGACCGCAGCAAGCGGCGGUUGAAUCUUCAGACGAGAACGAACCGGGGUUUAGCAGCAAACCAGAAGAUCGAAAAGUCGAGGUGAAUACCACGGAGAGGCGGCUAGGAUCCGGUCUCAGUGAGAUAAUGCAGCAAGACCCACUAGCCGAAAGUGUCGCUAGCAAGAGCGAGGAAACGGUUGCCAGUUCCGAGAAUACUGGUCUGCUGUUUCCGCUAAACACACGCGCUCAGGGUCUCGAUGAUAUGCUGGUUCAGCAGGCCCUCGAGCGGUCGCUGACCGCCAAAGAUCUAGCCCAACUUCUCCAAGGGAACAUCGAUAGCAGCGCCGCUCGCCAUAUGUCUACCGAGUCAAUCAUUACUAAGUCCGAGGAUUCCGACGAGACAGUCACGCCGCAUUCAAAGCAACGUUCUCAGCAGAACACCAACAGUCGUUCGGAAGUCCGACGCCCUCCACCAGGCUUUGCCUCCUCGUCGCAUCAACCGCCGAUGAGCCUAUACAAUCCCACCAGCUUCUUCCCGCCGCAGCACCUUCCUCCAUGGCAGCCGAUGCUGCAGCAAGCAAUACUACAGCAGCCGAUGCUACAGCAGCCGAUACCACAGCAGUCUAUGCUUCAACAGCCAAUGCAGCAGCCGUCGAUGCCACAGCAGUCGAUGCUACAGCAACCAAUGCUACAGCACCAAACUCCACAGCGCCAGAUGUUUACGACGCCUCCUGCGCCUACGUCUACUGGCGGCAUGCUUAGCGGCUCUCACCACACGCACCGUCCAUCCCAUGGCAGUCCUGGCAUGAGCAAUAGCCCCUCUAGACUACCGCCGCGCGAUCGCCGUGUCUCCGGAACGCAGCCCCGCGCUCCUCGAACAAAGCGAAUGGACCAGGGACCACUGCCCUCGAGCGCUGACAUCUAUCCAGAUGAUGCUUCUCCUCCAGCAGCACCCCUACCGAGAGCAGGUAUGUUAUACGAGAAUGCAUAUCUUGGACGCGAACUUGAGCAGGACCAGCAAGAAGACGCUCUGCGCGUGGAGGAUCACGCGGAAUGGCCCACACCAGCAGAAGUGUUCAAGGCUGACAGACCAGCUGGUUCCGCGCGUAUGCGCCAGAAGGCUCCCACUCAACCCACUCCUGUGCGCCAGGCUGCCCCCGCUCAACCCGCUCCGACGCGCCAGGUUGCUCCCACUCAACUCGCUCCGAUGCGCCAGGCUGCUCCCGCUCAUCACGCUCCGAUGCAACUUCCGAUGCGCCAGGUUGUUCCUACUCAACCCGCUCCGAUACGCCAGGCUGCUCCCGCUCAUCACGCUCCGAUGCUCCAGACUGCUCCCGCUUAUCACGCUCUCAUGCGCCAGGUUGCUCCCACUCAACCCGAUUUGAUGCGCCAGGCUGCUCCCGCUUAUCACGCUCUGAUGCGCCAGGUUGCUCCCACUCAACACGCUCCUAUGCGCCAGGAUGCGCUCAUGCAACCCGCUGCUACGCGCCAGGAUAUGCCCAUCCGACCCGGACCGGAGACUUACGCCCUAGGUGGACAAGAGCCGAUCAGUGGCGAGGCGCCUUCUUCGUACAAUCCAUCGCCCGCGCGCAAUCCAUCGCCUUCAAUAAGCGAUCUCGUCAAUGCCGGUCGCACCGACGAGCUGGUCUGCGACAGACGGUCGCUCACGCCGGGUCAAAAGGACGGCACAAGGUAUGGAGUGAUGCUCAACGGCAUCGGAAUGGGUCAUUCUUGGGCCCCGCCAGCUGCUUCUGAGUCCGAGCCGUUUAGGGUGCGCCCGAGAAACCAUGAAGGGUGGGGCAGUUGGGAGUGGGCGAUAAGGACUGGAUGGGCGGAUGAAUGAGGCGCCAUUGCUAUAAAUCGGCGCUAGUUGGCGAUGAGUAUUGAGGUCUUAUGGCAAAAUAGAUAUUUCUAAGAGACGGAAUACGGCUGAUCUGGUUGGACUGAGUCGAGCUACCGGAUCAGGAUUGCAGAUGAGUACGACCAUUCUUCACCAAUUCCACGGUGGGUAAUCAUCAUUCUUCGCCUCGAA
Molecule: messenger RNA, 2378 nt
Organism: Trematosphaeria pertusa
Lineage: Eukaryota; Fungi; Ascomycota; Dothideomycetes; Pleosporales; Trematosphaeriaceae
Exons: 5
Coding region: 45-2189 (714 amino acids)
Source: RefSeq, a predicted model, not a curated record